UCAAUUAGGUCGUGCCUUCGCCAUCCUGGGGAAAAAACAUCGGUAACCGGACACCAGCAGCUGCUCACAGCAUAGCAGAUGAGCUAGCUAGGAAAACAACAGAGGACCCGUUGAGCGACUGAGGCAACAACCAUGGGUGUAGGACCGAAAACUGCUUAAAACAUACUAGCUCAACUUUAGCUGCUAAUUGGUUGUUAAUAGAGCUCUACCAAUGGCUCGGCUGGUUUGCUAACCUCGGGGUGCGAGCAGCGGUUCAGCCAGCACAGUGGUGGUAGUUAGUUAGCUGGCUAGCUAAACUCAACCAUGACAGCUGGUGGACUGUAGUUAGCAUCGAUGAAGCUGCUCAGCUCCGGCUUGGCCUCGGUAAACAAGUCGGACUGCCUUGUGCUCAGCUAGCUGCUUACCUGUCUAACAAGGAAGAAAGCCCCAGAAUGACAGAUGAUGUCGUCCUGUUGAACGUACCUGCCAUCCGGCAGCUGUACCACUGGGACUGCGGGCUGGCCUGCUCCAGGAUGGUGCUCAAGUACCUCCACCCGGUCAGUGAUGAGGAGUUUCAGAGUGCAUGCUGGGAGCUGAAGCUGACAGAGAGUGUGUGGACUAUUGACUUGGCCUACCUCAUGUGCCAUCUGGGGAUCAAACACCGCUUUUGCACUCAGACUUUGGGUGUUGACAAGGGCUUUAGGAAUCAGUCCUUCUAUAAGAAGCAUUUUGAUACAGAGGAAGAUCGAGUGAAUGAGCUCUUCCUUAAGGCAGAGAGUAAAGGUGUGGUGGUGAAAAAAUGCUCUGUGACAAUUCAGGAAAUCCAGGCUCAUCUGGACCAGGGCCACGUGGCCAUAGUGCUGGUCAACGCUGUCGUCCUGACAUGUGAACUCUGCUCCUCACCUGUCAAAUACUGCUGCUUCCUCCCUGUGGGCCAGAAGUGUUUCUGCAGAAAGCCAGAGUACCAGGGUCAUUUUGUGGUUGUGUGUGGCUUCAACAGGAGCACCGGCUGCAUAUUCUACAAUAAUCCUGCCUACUCUGACCGGGUGUGUUGCACCAGCAUCAGUAACUUUGAGGAGGCUCGGCGGAGUUACGGGACAGAUGAAGAUAUCCUGUUCAUCUUCAAGGAGAGCUGAUGGAGGAUUUGAAUCCCACUCGUCCAGUCCCAUGUACAUUGUAGUGACAUCAAGGUGCUGCGGGUCGCCCGUCUGGACGCAGCGGCUCCUGCUUCAAGCCAACCGUCACAGAUUCCUUUGGCCAACCUCUCUGGUGCUAACAUGGCCGCCCGCUCACAGAAAGAACAUUUCACUGUUGCAGAUUCAUUGCCCCGGCCCCCAUCGCACAGACAAUAUCACUCAACCCUUGAAGGAUCAACAGCCAGAAGGCUUAACAGCGCAAGUUUGUUUUGUUUGUUCUUUUGUUUUUUGCUGGAGAUGAGCAGAUAAUUUAAAUUAAUUUUAUUAUGUCUUUCUUUAAGUUUUAACGUAGUAGCUUACAGAUGUUUUUUUUUUUUUUUUGACAUCUCAAACUGUCAACAGACUUGAGAAAAUAGAGUGAAUGGGAAUAUCAGGAACUUUGAGCUGUAGUAGGAACGGCAGGCAAAUAAUGUGCUCCAAAAUAAGGUCUGAUGGCAACAUAAGCACAUUUAGCAGGAAUUGUGAUCAGUGUAGAAGUCUAUGGGGUUCCUCUGCAGCCACAACACUCACCUCAACUAGUCAGUCCAUGAAUUCUCUGUAACUACCUUGACACUUUUUGGUGUUCAGUCACUUCUUAGUUCAGUUAUUCUAUCAACAGGGAAUAGAGGGAGUAAUUGUAUUUUGAAAGUCUCAGGUAAAAUAAAGCCCUUGAAGUGUGACGUACACAUGAAUUGACAAAACUUGUCGUGCUGAAUUCAAUGCAAUACUCCAUAGUUUGUCUAUGGAAGCACAUCUGCCUGGCAAAGCUGCUUGGACAACACUGACAGCCGGCCUGCUGCUGCUGCUGCUGCUGCUGGACGGACACGGUGACUUUUUCAAAUGUGAGUUCACUUCUGUUUCAUUCACAUCAUUGGAAGAGGUGCUCAACACCAUUUGGUCUAAGUUUAGAUGACCCCUCGCAGGGUCACUUUGAUCCUGUGGCAGAACAUAGCUCAAGAUUUUGGCAUGGACAUGCUCUCUGUUGAAAGCAGCGAUUAUUGGAAACUCAAUAUGAUGACAUUAAUUUUUCUCAAUUUCAUGUUUUAUUAUAAUUUUUUUUUUUUAAUUUUCGUAUCAUGGAUGAAGUUAUUGCACUAUGCUUUUCAUACCAGACAUAAUUAUGUGUUAUUUAAAUUAUCAAUUUUACCAUGAAAUGGCUUUUCUAGAUCUAUAAGGAAAAUCUGAUUUCUUUCUGGUGGAGCAUUUUUCAUAUGAACAAAUGGCACGUUUGAAGACGCAAACUUUAUUUUUAUGAAACAUGCAAUUGCAUUAUGUGCUGUAGUCAAUAAAGGAUUUUGAACACA
This is a messenger RNA of Myripristis murdjan (pinecone soldierfish), 2458 nucleotides long. It is a transcript of the gene gucd1, whose product is annotated as guanylyl cyclase domain containing 1. The coding region runs from base 432 to 1115 and encodes 227 amino acids. Lineage: Eukaryota; Metazoa; Chordata; Actinopteri; Holocentriformes; Holocentridae. The transcript is spliced from 6 exons. The record is from RefSeq and is a predicted model, not a curated record.